AUGGAGUCAAAGUUUGCUUCUUCCUCAUCCAUCGUCUUCAUCGUCGUUGUGUUCUUCUUUUUGUGCUCAACUCAAACCACCAUUUCACUUCAGACCAACACUAUCUUCAAUGCAACAGUUGCACAAGAUGGCUCGGGAAAUUACAAACACAUCAACGAUGCGAUUGCUGCUGCUCCUAUGCAUAUCAGUGUAACCAACAGGUAUUAUAUUCGCGUCAAGCCGGGGGUUUACAGUGAAUAUGUGGUGGUGGGAGAGGACAAGACUAACAUUGCUCUGAUUGGUGAUGACGCCACCACCACAAAAAUUACGGGUAACCGGAGUAAUGCCAUCGGAUUUGGAACUCCACAAAGAACCAGGUUGGCUGGUAGAGAUAAAGAUGCAGACUCCAUUGAAGGAUCUUGA
Molecule: messenger RNA, 402 nt
Organism: Camellia sinensis
Lineage: Eukaryota; Viridiplantae; Streptophyta; Magnoliopsida; Ericales; Theaceae
Source: RefSeq, a predicted model, not a curated record